AUCACAGCCUGUAAGUGAAACUUACCAUGUACAUUCCCUUUUCCCCUUAAUCUGUACCAUGUAGCUAUAUAUAUUUAUAUUUUACCGUUAUAUUUUACUUUGCAUUUACAUUUAUAUUUAUAUACCUUAUAUAUAAGGCGCCCCGCUUCGCGGGGCGCCAAAUAGUUAGCGUACUAAUUAAACAUGCAACUAUAUAUAUUUAUAUUUUACCGUUAUAUUUUACUCUGCAUUUAUAUUCAUAUACCUUAUAUAUAAGGCGCCCCGCUUCGCGGGGCGCCUAAGAAUUUGCGUAUUAAUUAAAUAAAAAAUUAAAACCAUUAUAUCUCCUGAACGGCUCCAUAGAUUUUCUUAAAUAACCUGUUGUUGGAAAGGUAUUGACCUCAGCUAUAACAUACUGAAGUUUUAAUGAAAUGCAUAGUACAGUUUUUGAGAUAUUUAGACUUAAAAAUUUUGGAUAUGCAAAAUAUUGACUUUAGCGCCUCUUGUGGUCAUUUCUCAAAAUUGAAAUGUUCUAGAUAUUUGUAGGGCUUCACGAAACCUUUCAUUUGCACUUGAGUUGAUUAAAAUCGGACUUGUAGAACCCGAGAUAUGACAUGCCAACUUUGGAAGGCUAUAUCUCGAGAACGGCGACAUAGAUUUUCUUCAUUUUUGGCAUGGAGAUAGAUAAUAUAGUCAACUAUAACAUACUGAAAUUUCAUCCAAAUCUAUCGUACAGUUUUCGAGAUAUUCAUCGAAAACUAAUCGAAAAUUUUGUUUUUGAUUUUUGGCCCUCUAGCGGUCACUUUUGAAACUUUGGAUGUUCUAGAGAGUUGUAGGGUUUGUUGAGAUCUUUCAUUUGAGCCCGGGAUGAUCAAAAUCGGUCAAGCCGUUCUCGAGUUAUGGCCGAUUUUCGAUGAAAAAUUGUGGUGGCCAUAUUGACUAAACGGCUUGACCGAUUUUCGAAAAUGAGGUAUCGUUGGAAAGGUCUUGAUGGCCCCUACAACAUAUCAAAAUUUCAGAUUUUUAGCUAUUACAGGCGCUGAGAUAUAGUGAAAACAAAAUUUAGGAGUGUUCCAAAAUGGCGGACGGAAGGGUGGGGGGUUGGAUUUGACCUCAUAAUCGGAUGUCUUCCACCCGAUAUAUGAACUUUGCCGUUGACCGCAAGUCUCUAUCUAUUACCGUUCUCUUGUUAUUAAGCCUUAUACGACGGCCGGACGGACGGACGGCCAGCCGGCCGGCCGGCCGGCCGGCCGGCCGGACGGACGGAAAAGUUUUUUGGAGCAUACGUUUUUUGGAAUGUGGGGACCCUAAUUCGUGCUCAUACCAAGUUUGAGCCCGAUCGGACAACAUUGCAUUUUAGGUGGUACACAGAAGCUGUGCUAUUCUUUUCUUCGAAAGAAUCACAGCUAAAAGGAAAAUUGUGGUGUUUUCAAUUUACCCCCCUCAAAAAAAAGGAGAUUUGUUCUAAUUUGUGUUGUGUGCAAAAGAAAUUCCAUUCCCGGGAGGAAUUCAUCGUGAAUUGAAUUGAAUUUUCAUCAAAUGGUGGUUGAAUGUUCUUUUUUUUUAACAAAGAAAAAAAAAGAAGUUUCUGUAUAAGAAAGAAUUUAUUAUAAAUUCUGAUUUUCCUCAUAAGCGCUCUAAUUGGAUAUUCCCGUUAUUGUGUUUCGCGGCAGUGAUUUCUGGAUGAAGCGCUCCCUCCCCAUAUAAGAAGAUUUGAGGCAAUCAAGUGUGAAGAAACAUUGAGUGAGGAGAUCUUCAAAUAUCUCAAAUAAUUCUUAUGGCUCUGUGGCACUUUUUGAAUCAAUAACAAAUAAAGAAGAACAAAAAAAAAUUAAUUUGCUGACGCGGAUUUUCUUUUCUUACCAAUUGAUCGAUUUUUUCCACACACUGACUGACCAAUCGAUCAAUUGAGAUGAUAAUCUCAAUUUAUUAGGUGGGGAAAAAUGAUUGGACGCUGCAUAAUAAUUUUCUCCUCACCUCAAAUUAAUAAGAAGAGGUCGUCGGUAAUUUUCUACUCCCGCAAAUGAGAUUUAGGGAAAGAGCACAGAAAAAUUCCAGAGGCUUAUUUUUGUUCUGAAUCGAGUGCGUCUGGCGUCGUCUUCGAAUCACACAAACCUCCAUUGAUAUUUAAUUAGAUGCCUUCUCACUCUUGGUUGGUUCUCUUUUUUUUGUUGUAAAAAAAGGGGCAUCUCAGUGUGGGAGGAGAGGUACCCUAUUGUACUCAUCCACAAAGCGAGGCUAUGGACUUCUAGAUAGUAAGUAAUUGCAUGAGUUAAAUACUUUUAUUUAAUGCAAAUAUUGCAAUUUAUUUGAUAAUAUAUUAAAUUGAAAAAAAAAGAAAAGAAACUAAAAAACAGAAAAUAUGAACUCUACUCAAGAAUUCUACUCAGUUUUUAAUCUAUGGGAUAAUCCAACAAGAGAUUUGACUUUUUAAAUGAGCAGAUUCAAAGCUUAUAAGUCAGUGAGACAAAAAUUCAAUAGUGACGUCAUUUGUUGCAUUUUGUGGGAAAUCUUUACCGGAUUUUUCUAUGAGAUCUCACAGUGGAAAAAAAUAGUAAGUCAAAAUUGUUUCCUCGAAUGAGAUCCUCACCCAUACAGGCUUGAAUGAGCUCAUUUCCUCAUCUUAUCAAUCAAUACUUACGUUUCGUAGAUUUACGUGUUCUUCCUCAGGUUCAAAAUCUUUGAGAAACUAGUCGAAACUUGAAUUCCAUAUUAUAACAUAAGCUGGACACUUAUGUUUUUUUUCUCAUCUUUGGGUUAUUUCAUUAACCUAAAUCCUUCUCAAAUAAUUUUUUUUGACGCUCUACAAAAUUUUGUUAAUUUGGUGUGAGCCUGAUAAUAAGCAAAACUGAAUAGACUCCUUGUUAAUUUCCCGAAUUCGACGAUAUAAUUUUUAGCUGUGAUUUUAUUGUUUUUAUUGAUUGUCCAACAGAAACAGUUAGAAACUUUUCAAAGAAUUCCUAACAUUUCAGUAGAUUAGUUUAAUUAAUUUGUCCUAAAUAUUAAGACUCUCAAGACAGCAUCAAGAUAAAACAUUUAGCUAGUUAAAAAAUUAACAAUAUAUAUUUUGUAAAUAAAUCUAAUGAAAUCCGCUAAAUCAUUUUUUUAUUAUCGUCACAGUAAAAUGCUUUCUUAAUGAUAACAUUACUUGUGCAAUGUACUACGCAUAAUAAAAAAAUAUUUAAUUCAGAACACGUGGUUUUUUAUAAGAUGAUUUAUGAAUAACAAUUGAUCAGUAACAUUUCGUUAUUCUUCUCUAUGUACGAUUAUAAAUUCCCAGAAUGACGGUACAUGUGAAUUCUCAAUGAGUUGCCCCUUCUUGGGUUGUAUGAUCGCUCUUCCGCGGAAGUACAGCUCGUCUGUGCACGAGAAGAUUCUUCAGUUGGUGUUGAGUCUUCGACCAGAAGAGGUGCUUUUGAGUUCUUACAAUAUAUUUUGUAUUAUAUAUAUAUCCGUGUGUGCCUAAUAUUUUUUUGAGUUGUUGAAAUUAAUCCAAGAAGGGAUUCACGGUGAUUGAGUGAGUUGUUUUGGAUUUUAGUGCUGCCAUGAUGGAAAUCAGGCUGUUCUUGGUCGCUGUGUGCCUUUUGGCGGCACGAAGGGUGCUGGCACAGGAGGAGACGGAGGAGCCCCCACCGGAGGGAUAUUAUGCCUUUGUCGAGGCCCCAUCGGCUAUCCCACCCAGAGUACGCCCCCCACCAUACACCCACGUCAACGUGGACUGCAAGGAGUUCAUCAACAAUAAGCCCUACGUCUCAGUGCACAACAUCUGCGGGGAUCUCAAUAAGGGGCAAAUCCCGAGGAAUCCAAUGCGGCAGAAUAUCUUCGGAGAGCCAUAUCCAUUUGAAUUGAUCCGGAAUCAGACGUUGAAAUUCCUCUCGAAGACACUCCCAGUUCUUAAGGCAGAUGACACACUUCCCAAGGUGACUCAAGUCUUUCCAGAUGAGAUUGUCGAGACCAUCGAUAACAAUGCCAUUGGACGCCGGAUGAGUCGAAUGAAGCGAGAGGAUUCAGCUGCUAGGAGUGCCAAAGCUGAAGAUGUUCGUUCAGGAAGAAAAUUCUGUGAUGGUGGUGGAAUCUUUUGCACACUCUAUCGCGCCAUUCAGGGUGAUCCGGUUGUGUCUCAGGUGGCGGAAAGACGUGAAGAGACGGGAGGUUCAGCACCACCACGCUACGAUGGACCCCCCACUCCGUGUCCGGCAAAAGUGGAGUACGCUACGCCGGUAUUUGCAAAGAACUAUCAGGGCUCCUGGCGGUACGUUGUGCAAAUUCCCUAUGAGGGCUACUUUACGCAAACUGUGGAAGUGACACGAUGCCUCCAGGCACGUUGUCACUACCUCGACGGGGGUUGUUUGUCAUCCCCACGCUGGGUGAGCCUCCUCGUUGCGGAGAUCUUCUACCCCAACAAUGAUGAUUACACCACAACGACAACCUCAACAACAGCACCACCUGUUCAGGAUUUCAAUGCCUACCAGCAGUAUUUGCAGAAACGUGCUGGAUUGUCAACUGCAACAGACGGAUCGAACUUUGAGGCAUCUGAUGCUUCAGGAAGUUCAUCUGGGAAAUUACCUCAUUGCGAUGGACACGAUGAAAUUGGUUGCUUCCAGGUUCGCCUCUACUACGAUUGGUUCCUCAUUCCGGGUUCUUGCAAAUGCUGGCGACCUGAUUACUUUGCCAAGUACGUGCGAAGGAAACCCACUACAACGGAUCUCUAGAGGCCUCCACGCGCAUCGCCCCUUCGUAACUUCCCCCCUAACUAAUCGCUAAUCCAUUUGAAAGUAACAGACUGAUUUCCCAGGGAAGCUCACCGGGACAAAAAAAAUGGGGAGCCUCCCACAUUGGUGGUGGGCUUUAGAGUAAUUUCCGGGAACUAAUCUUAAUCUAUGUACUGUAAAUAUUACAUCAAAGAAUCGUGUAAUUUAUAAUGAGUGUGCCUUCUCAAAAUAAAAUCUUCCAAGCGAAAGUUGAACAACUUGAGCUAUACUAAA
This is a messenger RNA of Lutzomyia longipalpis, 4964 nucleotides long. RefSeq lists its product as uncharacterized. The transcript is spliced from 6 exons. Bases 3525 to 4691 code for a protein of 388 amino acids. Gene Ontology annotation, biological process: regulation of Toll signaling pathway; innate immune response; central nervous system formation. Lineage: Eukaryota; Metazoa; Arthropoda; Insecta; Diptera; Psychodidae. The record is from RefSeq and is a predicted model, not a curated record. Gene Ontology annotation, molecular function: growth factor activity; Toll binding. Gene Ontology annotation, cellular component: extracellular region.